UUAGAACCUGUUAAGAGGAGAAUCAUCUAAGGAAAUACUCUAGAAAGUUAAGGUGACAUGAGUUCACCCACUGGAUCCGUUUUUAGUACCAGUGCAGAAGAAAGUCAGUCAGUUCCUAGUCCUGCCCCAGGUCCAGCCCCUAGCCCAGCUCUGCUGUGCAGAGUAUGUGGUGACAGCAGCAGUGGGAAGCACUACGGCAUCUUUGCUUGCAACGGUUGCAGUGGUUUCUUCAAAAGGAGUGUUCGCCGAAAGCUUAUCUACCGAUGCCAGGCUGGGACAGGGAUGUGUCCAGUGGAUAAAGCACAUAGAAAUCAGUGCCAGGCUUGCAGACUGAAAAAAUGCCUUCAGACGGGCAUGAACAAGGAUGCUGUACAAAAUGAGCGUCAGCCCCGGAGUACAGCGCAAAUUCGACUGGACAGUAUUGAGCUAGAGACAGAUAGCCGCUCUGAACACUUGGCAACCACUCGGGAGCCUCCUCCUUCCUGUCCACCAGUGAACAACUUGAGAACCCCUGUCCCAAAUAACAUAUCAGGAACCCUGAGUCCACCCCAUAACCACCGAUUCAUGGCUAGCUUGAUGACAGCAGAGACUUGCGCCAAACUGGAGCCAGAAGAAGCUGAUGAGAACAUAGAUGUUACAAGUAAUGAGCCAGAACACACUCCUAAUGACUUUCAGAUGUCUGCCUUUAUCACAUCUAGUCCAGAAGGGGUGUAUGAAACCUCUGCCCGACUCCUAUUUAUGGCGGUGAAAUGGGCAAAGAACCUGCCAGUCUUCUCCAACCUUCCAUUCAGAGAUCAGGUCAUCCUUCUAGAAGAAGCAUGGAGUGAACUAUUUCUUCUCUGUGCUAUCCAAUGGUCUAUGCCGCUUGACAGCUGCCCUUUGUUGUCUGUGCCUGACUUAUCUUCCAGUGUUCAUGGUAAAGCUAUCUCCUCCAGUGUGGAUGUACGAAUCCUUCAAGAAACAAUCGGUCGUUUUAAAUCAUUAAGUGUUGACCCAACAGAAUUUGCUUGCAUGAAGGCAGUACUCCUUUUUAAACCUGAGACCAGAGGCCUUAAAGACCCCGAACAAGUGGAAAACCUACAAGAUCAGUCUCAGAUGAUGUUGGCUCAGCAUACUAGAAAUCAUUAUCCCAACCAGCCAGUCAGGUUUGGAAAGCUGCUUCUACUGUCUCCAUCUCUUCGAUUCAUCUCCUCUGAACGCAUAGAGCUUCUGUUUUUCCACCGCACCAUUGGAAACACUCCCAUGGAGAAACUCCUCUGUGACAUGUUUAAGAACUGAACAUGCCACUAAGCCAGUGUGGCAGUAACACAAUGUAACCAGCUGCUAAUAUAGUAGUGA
Nanorana parkeri is the source of this 1338-nucleotide messenger RNA. It is a transcript of the gene NR2E3, whose product is annotated as nuclear receptor subfamily 2 group E member 3. The record is from RefSeq and is a predicted model, not a curated record. Gene Ontology annotation, biological process: anatomical structure development; cell differentiation; positive regulation of transcription by RNA polymerase II. Lineage: Eukaryota; Metazoa; Chordata; Amphibia; Anura; Dicroglossidae. The coding region runs from base 58 to 1278 and encodes 406 amino acids. Gene Ontology annotation, molecular function: zinc ion binding; RNA polymerase II cis-regulatory region sequence-specific DNA binding; nuclear receptor activity. The transcript has 8 exons.